UGUAAGAAACGGACUGAUUUUCAUCACUAUGCCUUUACUUCAUUAUGCCUUUAGUUAGAUUUUCGUCGUUGCUGUAUGAAUGGUUUUGUUUAUUAUUCGCUUACAGCGUGCAUGCAAGUAUACGAUGUGAUGUAGGAGACAUUAAAUGUGUUUUAAAGCGUAUUUGAAGUGUUGAUGUAUUAAGAUGGAUAUAUCGCUGUAUACUAUAUAUAACUAUUUUUGCGUGUUUCCAUGUAAAUUCUUGUUGAUUUGUUUUUAAGGGCCAUUUCAAGUCAAGGUCAGACGAUUUGCUUCGAGUGUUCAGAAAUAUAUCUAUAUUAUAUUACUCGGUUAAAGACAUGUAAGACAUAGAUUCAUUCUUGUAACCCAUUACUGGCUGCAGGAUGUUUUUGACUCUGACGCUUCUGCGGAAGGGAAUCCCAGGAAAGCAGUGGAUUGGGAAGUACCGUCGACCACGGCCAGUCACUUGGCAGAUGAAACGCAAUACGAUUAAGCGCCUGGAACAGGAAGCAGAGAAUGAAUACUGGAUCAGCCGGCCAUUCAUGACGCAGGAACAGGAGCAAGGCCAUGCAGCACAGAGACGGGAAUGGAUGUGGCAACAAAUCAAAACUACACGACAAGCCAAGUUUCCUGAACACAAAUACGUUGCAGACCAACUGAACCACCUGAAAAUCACCAAGACCUGGCCCAGCUAACCAGAACAUCAAAGACUGAUGCAUCUCAGAGCUUGGAGAGCGAAAUUGAUGAAAACCUAGGACUUUUUGUGUUUGAUUUGAUAUUGUCUGCAUUGUGCAUCUGAUAUGUGCUGUGUUUAUAAAUGACUUCUGAUUAUCA
Puntigrus tetrazona (Sumatra barb) is the source of this 834-nucleotide messenger RNA. RefSeq names its product mitochondrial ribosomal protein L57 (gene mrpl57). The coding region runs from base 384 to 695 and encodes 103 amino acids. The record is from RefSeq and is a predicted model, not a curated record. NCBI's taxonomy places the organism in Eukaryota, Metazoa, Chordata, Actinopteri, Cypriniformes, Cyprinidae. Gene Ontology annotation, biological process: mitochondrial translation. The transcript is spliced from 2 exons. Gene Ontology annotation, molecular function: structural constituent of ribosome. Gene Ontology annotation, cellular component: mitochondrial ribosome.